UGCUCAACUCGCAGCCUCGCAGCAAGUUUUAUUUUAGACAAGGAAGGAAGAGAGUAAUCACUCAAAGCUUGGAGAUUUAAUGGCAAACAACUAUCCAGCCAAUCACGGUGGUCGGAGAAAUGGAGCAGAGCACGUGGCUCAAAUUGCUGCAGAAUAUAAUCAACAGCUUGAUUCCUUGGUGGAGGCCUUGCUUCAACUCAUCCGGGAAAGGCAUGGCUUUGCAGGUCCUACCAACAUUAUCGAUGCACCUAUCAUUAUGCUUAUCUGUGUAGCGAUCAAGAUCGUCCGGCAGAAAUUACUCUCUGAGAUAGCAAGGCAAGAUAUGGACAUAAGGUUCCGACUUGCGUAUGCUCUGAUCGCUCUAACUCUUGGAUGUGUUGUGUGCAGUCUGUUGAUGCACAUUCUGCUUGAUGAAAUUCCUUGGCUGAUUGACUUUCCAUGGGUCCUACUGUUGGUAAUCUUAUUCGCAUUCAUCGCGAAUGAAAGGAUUAAUUAGCGAAUGGUGAUAGUUUCUGACUUUUUGAUGUGGUGAUGUGUAUUUUAUAUGAAUUUGGUUUUGCUUUGUCACCUCCCAACGCUGGCUUGGACAUGAA
Molecule: messenger RNA, 593 nt
Organism: Syzygium oleosum
Lineage: Eukaryota; Viridiplantae; Streptophyta; Magnoliopsida; Myrtales; Myrtaceae
Exons: 2
Coding region: 80-496 (138 amino acids)
Source: RefSeq, a predicted model, not a curated record